Messenger RNA from Amoebophrya sp. A120, 820 nucleotides. The record is from the annotation of a GenBank genome assembly. Lineage: Eukaryota; Dinophyceae; Syndiniales; Amoebophryaceae.
CUGCAGAAGGGAGGAGCGGCCGGGGACCACGAAUUACAAUCACCAGACAAGAACGAAGUUCCGCUUCAUGAACAGCACGCAAAUGCCUGCGAACAAACAGUGUCAUUAGCUGUAGCUUCCACUUCACCUACGAAACACCAACACAAAUCGUUGUCCAUCCUGGAUCUGAUGGCGUCUAGUUUCUCAGAGUCCGACCGCGCGCGGAAACUCCCGGGGCAGAAAAGACUCAUCAAGGAAAAGGAGAAACAGAUCGAAAGGCUGACGCUUCCCGAGGUGAAUGCGACCUCAAAAAAGCAGCAGAAACUGACCCCGUUUCAAGAGUUCCUGAAGAUUGAGGAAAUGUUCGAUUUGACCGAGAACUGCCUUCUCAACCCGAUGGACAAGCUCGUCAGCUACGAGGAGCAGCUGUACAUUCACUCCGCCGGCACGUAUUUGCCUAAAAUUUUGUCGCAGCAACCUGCUUUGAGGAAAAAGCUUUUUGUUCCUGGGAGGUUGCUACUUGUCCGAGCAGCUUUUGAUCUGCCGUUGCUGCGCUGCGUGUUCCUGCGAUACAGCGCGACAACUGGGAAGAACAAGGAGGAAGCGUCUCGUAAAAACUUUGAUACGGCAAUGGAUCAUCUCAACAUGAAACCUUUGAAGUUUUUCCCGACGCAAGAAGAGAGCAGUGCGCACCUGUUUCAUCGAGGGGAAGGUGGAUUCGCUUCGAAAACUAGCAGUAAGGAAAGCACGCCGAUGGGAAUGCAUGUGAACCGGCAAAAUGCUGGCCCCGCUACAGGAGCAGACCAACCAGGAGGCACGGAAUCGGCAGGCAACAUGUUGG